CAAAAUGUAAGGCCAAAUACAUAGAGCAGGAUCAGCUGGGCCAGGGAGGAUGUGGAUCUGUGUUUGCCGGAUAUCGCAGAGCAGAUAAUUUACCUGUAAGUAUCAUACUGACACAGCUUAUUGAGGCAGCAAUUGAACUUGAGACCCAGUGCAUCUUUCAACGAGAAAUCAAGGUGGAAAAUAUUCUGAUCGAGACCGGUUCAGAUGUCCCUCGCAUUCGCCUUAUCGACUUCGGACUGAGCUGCUUCGCCAAGAAAGGAUCCUUCUACCGCAAUUUCUACGGUACCGCUUCUCACAUCCCUCCCGAGUGGUACAGUCAUUGCAUAUACAGGCCCAGCCCCACCACAGUGUGGCAGCUGGGAGUGGUCCUGUUUGAAAUGCUCCACAAAGUUCCAUUUGAGACCACCAAGUUCCUUGGAAACAAGCUGAGAAUCAGCAAAAAGCUGUCCAAAAACUGCCAGGAUUUUUUGAGAAUGUCUUUGACCGAAACCCCCCAGCAGCAUCUUACCCUGGAGCAGAUCCAACUUCACCCAUGGCUCAGAUAA
This is a messenger RNA of Etheostoma spectabile (orangethroat darter), 545 nucleotides long. RefSeq names its product serine/threonine-protein kinase pim-2. The record is from RefSeq and is a predicted model, not a curated record. Lineage: Eukaryota; Metazoa; Chordata; Actinopteri; Perciformes; Percidae. The annotation marks the transcript as partial. The transcript has 4 exons. Gene Ontology annotation, molecular function: ATP binding; protein serine/threonine kinase activity. Gene Ontology annotation, cellular component: cytoplasm. Gene Ontology annotation, biological process: negative regulation of apoptotic process; regulation of mitotic cell cycle; protein autophosphorylation.